AUUUUUAUUGUUCAAGAAUGUCUUGACAUAUAACGACAAGUUUGUAUCAUAUAUUUCGUAUUGUAACAUUUUUCGACAUUGACUGUUAAGUUACCUUCACCUUCACCUUCAUUAUGGCGGAUGUAGAUCCAGAUACUUUAUUGGAAUGGCUCCAGAUGGGAGUGGGCCAGGAAAGGGACAUGCAACUCAUUGCACUGGAACAGCUUUGUAUGUUACUUCUGAUGUCUGAUAAUGUGGAUCGAUGUUUUGAAAUGUGUCCACCACGAAGCUUUCUUCCCGCUCUAUGUAAAAUCUUCCUAGAUGAGACAGCACCGGAUAAUGUUGUGGAGGUUGCUGCUCGUGCUAUGACUUAUUACCUUGAUGUAUCUGCUGACUGUACACGGCGUAUUGUUGCUGUUGAUGGAGCCGUAAAAGCAAUCUGUAACCGUCUAAGUCUGCGCUUGUCUGAUGAUAGAACAAAUAAAGAUUUGUCGGAGCAAUGUGUUAAAGUUCUUGAAUUCAUAUGCACCAGGGAGCCAGGUGCUGUGUUUGAAGCUGGUGGCUUGUCAGCUGUUAUGAAGUUUGUUUGUAAUUGUGGAAGCAUCAUCCAUAAGGAUACUUUACAUUCAAGCAUGUUUGUGGUAUCAAGGUUAUGCGGUAAGGUUGAAGCAACGAGUGAUUCUUUACCAGAAUGCAUUCAAUCUUUAUCUUCAUUACUUCAUUAUGAUGAUGCACAUGUGGCUGACAGUGCACUUAAGUGUUUUUCAUCACUUGCUGAUCGGUUUGCAAGGAAAGGUGUAAAUCCCGAACCCUUGGAUGCAUUUGGAUUAACUGAUGAAUUAAUUAAAAGGCUUGGCAACUGUGGAAACCGCGUGCCAGGCACCCCAUUUAGUAAAACCAAACAAACCGGUGGGACCCCUAACGCCACUCCUGACUCAAAAGCUAACUUUGGAAUUACCACAGUUGUCAACUUGCUAUGUACACUUUGUAGAGGAUCUUCAGAAAUUACUCAUAAAGUUUUAAGAUCAGAUUUAUCACAAGCUAUUGAAGAUGCAUUGAAAGGGAAUGAAAGGUGUUGCUUGGAUACGAUGCGGAUUUGUGAUCUUUUGCUCAUCCUACUGUUUGAAGGAAGGCAAGCAAUACCUAAGCAUUACCUUGGAUUAUUUGGUGCACCACGCUGCUUGAACCUAAGUAACAGGAGAAUGGAAACCAUGGAUGGCGAGCGUUCCCAUAGACAACUUAUUGAUUGCAUACGAAGCAAGGACACUGAAGCUUUGAUAGAUGCCGUGGAAAGUGGGGUUUACGACGUUAAUUUCAUGGAUGAUGUUGGACAAACAUUGCUUAACUGGGCAGCAGCAUUUGGCACACAAGAAAUGGUUGAUUUUCUUUGUGACCGGGGAGCUGAUGUAAACAAAGGCCAACGAUCGUCUUCUUUGCAUUACGCUGCAUGCUUCGGUAGACCGGCAGUUGUGAAAACUUUACUUCUUAAUUCUGCCAACCCUACCCUGCAUGACGAGGAAGGAAAGACAGCUUUAGAGAAAGCAAAAGAACGAAAUGAUGAUGGGCAUAAAGAAGUUGUGAAACUACUAGAAGAUCCAGAAUCUUGGAUUACAUCAGAUGAAGCUGUGAAGAAGAAGCAAUUGAUGCUCCAGGAACAAACGAAAGAUGCAGAGAAGAAAUCUAAAGAAGAGGAGAAGCAGAAUCUCAUAAAGGGGGAUUCCCCAGUUGCUUCUGUGUUUAUUAACAAACUUCUUCCCUUGUUUCUGGACACCUACCAAGUCACUGUCUAUCCUUCUGUAGCUCAAAGUGCUCUCAGUCUGUUGCAUAAGACGGUUAAAUAUGUGGUAGAGCAGCAGCUGCGUGAUGCUGUACUAUCUGCACAGAAUAUUCCGGAAAAGUUCGCCAAUGUAGUUUCGACUGCUUUGGAUCAAGAGGAUAAUGAUGAAGGCCAUCUGGCUGCGCUUGAGAUUAUUCAGAACCUAAUGGACAAAUGUUACGACUUGUUUGCGUGCUCACUCAACCAUGAAUGGAUUGCCAACAAAAUCCGAGACAUGUUUGCUCCUCACGAAGAUAAGGAAGAUGAUGGAGCAGUUGGAGGACAAGCAGAGGGAGAGAUCAAAGGAAAAGAAAAAUGUGUUGCUCAAGAAUCUAGCAACAAACUAGAGGAGUGCAUGCCCACCUCAGUGGAAGAUGCCACCUCUAUGAAACCGGGUUCCUUGUAUUCGUGGAAGAAAACUUGGACCUUUGCUCGUGGUAAGGGAUGUCUGUAUCUGUGGAGUUCAGCUACAGCUAUUGAGUUAUCACAUGGAAGUAACGGCUGGUUUCGAUAUAUCUUGGAUGGAAAACUUUCAACCAUGUAUUCAAGUGGGAGUCCUGAAGGUGGAACAGAUAGUUCAGAAAGUCGAAGUGAAUUUCUUGAAAAACUUCAGCGUGCUUUCAUGGAGGCUUCAACUGGUGAAGUCAUGCUUCCUGUGUUGUCUAAACCUGACAGUGUUCGUAUUACUGCUGGUAACUGGACCAUAGUCAGUAACAAAGAAGAUGAGUUGCUUAUAACCAAUUCCGACGGACAACAGGCCACAAUACUGAAGAAAGAAAUGAGUGGAUUCUUGUUUGAGUCAAACAGAGGGACUCGUCAUGCUUUUACACCCGAAUCUCUGCUUAGCAUGGAUUUCUUGAAUAAGAGUGUGGAUAAGAAGACAACACAACCUUCCAUGAAUAAGGAGGAGGAAUUAAAAGAUAAAAUUGUUGUCUUAAGUCGAUCUUUGUAUGAUGAAUAUUUCACAAGCAAAAAGCAAGCUUUUAAAAAUGUAGUCACCGAUCUGAAAAAAAUAGCUCAAAAAAUAGAAGAGUUUAGUUCAAGGGAUUCAGGUGAAUCAGAUGCAAUAAAUAUUGAGGAAGAUGAAAAUUCUUCUUUUAUAUCUUCUCUCACUCAACUCCGGACUUUGUUGGAAGAAGAUAAAGGAGUCUCCGCUUUCGAUUUGUACAACAGUGGACUCAUACAAGCAAUGUUAAAAGCUCUGGUGUUGACGGGAACAUGUUCUGGCAGAGAUGAUCGCAUUGAAAAGUUUAAACUUGUGUUUUCGAAAGCGACCAGUGAUGCAGUUCAAGUUCUUGUUCGAAAGCUAAUCUCUGUGCUCGAAUCUAUUGAACGUUUCCCAGUCCAGCUGUAUGACAGUCCCACGAGUUUUAAUCGUGGCCUCCAUCUUUUGUCCCGGAAAUUCUCAUUCAAAAUGGAAUAUCAGUGUUGCGCGGAUGAUAGCAACCUUGUUGAUUACACUGGUCGUACUUUGAAGAUGGAAACACUGUCAAGUGUAGAUGAUCUGGAACAACAUAUCUUGAAAAUGGCAUCGAAGCAGUGGUACGACCAUGAUGUUUCAAACCAUGCGUAUGUGAUGCGUGCCAGAGAAGGCGAGGUUAAUUUUAAAUAUUCAAGUGACUUUGAUGAAAACGGAAUUAUUUAUUGGAUUGGAACAAAUGCCAAAAAUGAAUACGAUUGGACGAAUCCUGCCAGUUACGGUCUGGUGCACGUGACAUCAUCAGAUGAAGGGGGACUUCCUUACGGCAAAUUAGAAGAUAUAUUAAGUCGUGACACAACACCAUGUAAUUGCCAUACCAGUGAUAAUGAGAAGGCAUGGAUUGCUUUGGAUUUUGGUCUUCAAAUUAUACCCACCAAAUAUUCUCUACGACACUCUCGUGGUUAUUCAAGAUCAGCAUUACGCAACUGGUUGUUCCAGGCCUCAAAUGAUGGGAAAAACUGGACUACACUAGUUACCCACACCAAUGACAAAUCACUCAAUCAACCUGGUUCAACUGCGAGUUGGAGCAUCCCUGUAGAUGAGGAUGAGAAGAGAGGUUGGCAUCAAUUCCGCAUUCAACAGAACGGGAAGAACUCAAGUCGUCACAUGACCUACCUAUCAAUAUCGGGGUUCGAGAUUUAUGGGGCUGUGAAGGGGGUUUCCCAUGACCCACCUGGGUGUGCGUAUAAGAAAGAAAGGAAAGGAUUACAAGUGCAGGCAAACAAGCAAAUGGUCCCUGGUACAAGGGUAGUGCGGGGUGUGGAUUGGAAAUGGAGGAAUCAAGAUAGUAGAAGUGUUGGCACUGUCAGUUCACCCAUACAGAAUGGCUGGGUGGAUGUGAUUUGGGAUAACGGGAUCUCCAAUCUUUACCGAAUGGGUGCGGAAGAUAAAUUUGAUCUCAAACUUGCUCCUCCACGUGAUGAAAAGCUUCCAUCAGAUCUUGGAUCAAUUGCUCACCUCUCACGAAGAGGUGUUCUCUCUUCCCUCAUCCGGAACAACCGAUUGGCUCAUAAUUCAGGAAGACAUCAGAGAUAUGAGCAGUACCUAGCUGCUCGACGUAGUUCAGAAACUUCAUCAGCGAACAGAUCACGUUACAAUCUCAACCAUAAAAGUUUCACGCACACUAACAAUGAGGUUGGAAGGAAUGCGAGGAAUCGAGCGAGAUCAGAUUCUGAUGACUCUGACCAUCAGAAGUCACAGCGAUCAGUCCUCUCUAUGAUGCGGGCUUUCCACAGUCGCAAGGAUUCGAAAAGGUCACAGAAGAGUGGUAAAAAUCUCCCAGAUGUGGGCAGAAGUGAUCCCGCUGUCGUGCGAAGUGAGUCUGCAUCUUCUUCGUCUUCUUAUGGAGAUGACUUUCUGUACUUAGAUGAGGAUACAGAGGAGGAGAAGAAGCAAGAGCGAUCUUGUGCUCCGGAGCUUGAUGGGAGGACGUGCCGACUGGGAGUUUACAAAUCAUCACCUGCACCAUCUCUUGUUCAAAGAAGAAUCAGAAAACUUUUAAAUGAGGACAUACCACAAAGUCAACCAACUGUAACUGAGACAAUGAAGUCUGAACCUCAAACUACAAAAACAUCCGCUGAUGUCACCACUAUUGUGAAUAAGACGACAGACAAUACUCCCCAAUUAAAGUCAGUGUGGAAAGAUGUUGUGUCAAGUGUCACUUCAUCUUCAUCCGAGUCGCUCCGAAACGAUCCUCUCAGUGAACUUGAUGUCCUCAACCUCCUUGUGCAUGGUCAACAACCGGAGGUGGAGGAAAGGAAAAAUCCAACAUCGGAAAAUAAUCAGAAGAGUGCGUCGCUUGAGUCGGUGGCUGGAGAAGUAGAUAAAAAAACGAGUCGUACAGGUGUAGAUACAAAUCGACCAUCAGCUGCAUUCACAACCACACCUACAGGGAAUAGCCAUUUACUACCACCUGGUGAACCGGUGAGUGCGAGCGUUAGUGUUCCGAAUCUUUCCUCUUCGGAAGCCGCAUCCAGGAUGAUGGAGAGCUUUGUCCGCAGCAUCACUCGUGCUCCUGCUAUUCUUAACGUGAACGAUUUAUCGAAUAUUGAUGAAGGAAGUGGAGGGUUAGGACUCAAUCGUGAUGUGGUGAAUGUUGUUGUAUCCAGUCCCCUUACCUCAGCACAGAGUGUUCCAAACUUAUCAGCGCCAGUCACAGUUGCAAGCAACUCAUCUUCACCAAGUAUAGUCAGCAGUCACUCAGUUCUACAAGCAAUCACUCAAGCACUUGUUACCAAUGCAAACAAUGAAAGUGAAGCAGAUUUGUUCCGAUGUUUGGUUGAAGAUCUUCCAACUUGCGAUCCAACUUCUUCCUCUCAUUCAGAUAUCUUUACUGAACUCGAUGAUGAAAAUGAUGAAGAUGAGAAUGAAGAGGAUGAAGAGUUUGAUCAACUUAUGAUGCAACAAGCUGAGGAAGAAGUGACGGUAGCGAUGUUGGGACUUCCCCCGAGCUCUCUGAGCAGCAACAAGUCCUCCAACUCGUCGUACACAUGGGAUGAUGAUCAUGUUAUCAAGAGGAACCUCCCAGCCCUCAUCCCGGCAUUUGAUCCUCGACCAGGAAGAAUGAAUCUUCUGCAAACUGUGGAUUUGGAAAUUCCACCUCCAGGUUCAAAUGAAACAAAAGACAAUACCAAAAAUGUGCUGCCAACAAACCAACCAAAAAAGUUGCAAUUGUACUUGAAAGGUAUAAACUUGAACAAGGAAACAAUUCAAAUACCCUUGGAGAAAGGUUGUACAAUGUUAAACGGAGUGCAAAAGUUGAUGCUUAAUCAUAGUUCAUCUACAAAGUCAAGUAACCUCAGGAAACUGUGGGAUACGACAUACACCAUUGUAUAUUCAGAGGAUGAGAUAGUGACAAGCAAGGUACAACAGUGGACACCUGAUUUUUUAGUCUCACAUCUUACAAGCGGGAAGUUAACCAAGCAUGAAGUGUUGGAAUAUUUAAAACAAAAUGCAACAAAGGCCUUUAUCAGUCGCUGGAAUUUAAGCAAAGAUUCAACGGCUGCUCAAAUUAUGCAAGCUUUUAAUGAGUUUUACUGGGAUCCUACAAACCAGCUCAAGCCAUCCAAUCACAAGACAACAAUAUGUGCAAAGGAUGUACAUGAUGUGUUAGAGUUAUUAAAGACAUUGUAUGCGAUGUAUGGAGAUGAUGAUAUCAUAUUAACCGAAGAUUUAAUCUGCAAGAAACUUAACACCAAGUUGUAUCAACAGAUUGAAGAUGUAGUAUGUUUAUCAUGUCAUGCCCUACCAGAGUGGUGCAACUUCGUGAUGAAGAAUUAUUCCUUUCUUUUUAACUUUGAUGUUCGGAACAAAUUCUUCUCUUCAACUGCAUUUGGUCCAUCAAGGUCCAUUGUAUGGAUGCAAAACUCUUCCUCAUCUCAACUGGAUCGAUCCAGUGUAAACCGGAACCUUACACAUUCGUCAGUGGCUGCGGCCUCCAUGCGCAGAGACGACCCAUCGGGUUUUCACGACCUCAUGCAGCUCGGCAGGUUACGACACGAGCGAGUGAAAGUUCCUCGUGAAGAAGAGACGUUGUUAGAUUGGGCAAUCAACGUGCUUGACCUGCACGCUGAGAAGAAGUCGAUGUUAGAGGUUGAGUUUAUUGGUGAAGAGGGCACUGGAUUAGGUCCAACACUCGAGUUCUACUCGCUUGUUGCUGCUGAGCUUCAACGUAAGGAGCUUGGUAUGUGGCUUGUGGACGACAACUUUAUUCAAGUGGAUCCACCCGAGGUUCAUGGGAUGAAAAGAUUUGAUUAUUACGUUCAAAAGUCGGGUGGUUUGUUUCCCAGCCCUCUUCCACAGAAUAAUAUCGAUCAAGUUGUUAAACUUUUUCAUUUCCUUGGCAUUCUACUUGCUAAAUGUUUGCAGGACGCACGAUUAAUUGACCUUCCUCUUUCGAAAACCUUCCUUAAACUAAUGUGUAGUGAACAACAAUCAUCUGCAGUGGAACAAUCACUUAAGACAAACAAAACCGAAGACCCAACUUCAGUGGGGAAAUCUACAAUCCUUGGUUUGAAAGAUCUUGCUACAGUAGAUCCUACAAGACACACCUUCUUAUCCAAGUUAUUGGAACUAUGUGAUGUAAGAGACUCAAUACUGUGUGACCUUAGUUUAACUGACGUCGAGAAAACAUCUCAAUUAAAUGAAUUGUACCUUGAGUAUAAUGGAACAAAAUGUAAAGUUGAAGAUCUUGGAUUAACCUUCCAGUUUCUUCCGUCAUCAUCUGUAUACAACUACACAUCAUACCCACUAACUAAAGAAGGUGCAAACAUUGACCUUAACUUGGAAAACGCUCGACAGUAUGUAAACCUAACACUCAACUUUUAUUUCAAAGUUGGAUUAGAAAAACAAAUGGCAGCUUUUACAGAGGGCUUCAAUCGAGUGUUCCCUAUCUCCAACCUUCUUCUAUUCACACCUGAUGAACUCCAUCUUAACUUAUGUGGAGACCAAACCCCACAAUGGAGCAGAGAUGAUGUGUUGGCUUACACUGAACCUAGACUUGGUUUCACAAAAGAAAGUCGAGGUUUCCUUCAUCUCGUGAACGUAAUAUGUGAUCUCACGGGACAUGAGCGGAAGUCUUUCCUUCAAUUUGCAACUGGCUGCUCUUCUCUGCCACCUGGUGGACUAGCAAACUUGUCACCACGACUAACCAUUGUUCGAAAAGUUGAUUCUGGCGAUGGAAGUUACCCUUCUGUUAACACAUGUGUUCAUUAUCUUAAGUUACCUGACUACUCUACUGAAGCUAUACUUAAAGAGAGGCUCUUGGCAGCAACUAGAGAAAAAGGAUUUCAUUUAAACUAACCCCCCAAUUGAUUUGUGACACAUACUUUUUUAAGGAAACUUAAAUUUUCUGUGCAGCAGAAUUUGUCAUUUGUUUCACAAAUGUUUUAACAAGCACUUUAUGGUACCAUUAUGUUGUGGUAGUUCAUUAAAUCAUCUGUACCAUGUACAUUACUUCUGUGCAUGUACAUUUCGGUGUGGUGUUUUUUUGCAUGUGUAUUAUCCCAUUAAAAACAAAGCGAAAAUUUCAUGAAAAA
Molecule: messenger RNA, 8311 nt
Organism: Ciona intestinalis (vase tunicate)
Lineage: Eukaryota; Metazoa; Chordata; Ascidiacea; Phlebobranchia; Cionidae
Source: RefSeq, a predicted model, not a curated record